GUGUAUAGGCAUAUUAGAAGUGUGGCUAAACUCUUCUUAACAAACUCAAAUUAGUUGAAUGAGAUUGUAGUGAACAAACACAGAGAGGACUUCCACAAAACAAUAAUUACAAUUAGGGACGAAAAGGGAAACAAAGUUCCAAAAAGGGUCAUAAUUGCAAUUAAAGAGAAGUAUUCCCUAGACCCCAUCUCUCUCACAAGAUAUGAUGAUGUGGAACCUGAAAACAUACCAGAAAGAGGCAAAUGGCCCAAAAUGAGCAAAGUGAGGAAUGGGGGAUUAUGGUGUUGUGGUGGGGGGCUAUUUGCUUUUAAACCCCUCCUUUGCUUUUUGGCGGUGAUCUUCUUCUUCUUCUUCAUCCUCACAAUAAUCCCCAAUCCAAAAAACUUUAACCCCUCUUUGGCUUUGGCCCCCUUUCAAUACCUUUGUCGGUACUCUCAGACUGUGACCUCGAACCCCACACUUCCCCCAUUCUCCUCCAAAUCAUAGCCCUACACGUACCCUUUUCUUCAAGAUCAAUCCCCAUAAAAACUUGCCGCCCAAGAACUUAACCACAAACCGAAUGUACAGCCUGCCCUUCAUCAAUUCAACUUGAACUGAGCAAAACAGAGCAGAGUUGCAAGUGGGGGACAAGAAAAAACUUUCUCUGCCUAAACCGCUUUCAUAGACUGUGAUUCUACAGUGACUACUGUCAAAAAUCUUAUCGUACAAAGUUAAAAAAGAGAUAAACAAACCGGCCCCCCACCCCCUUCUUCUUCCCGUCUCUCCAUCAUCGCCCUCUUCUUCAGCAGGAGCAGAGAAGAAGUAGAGCCGUCCUCUCGGGAUCUUUGUACUGUUUUUUCUUUUCUUUUCUUUUCUGACCCUUUUGAGUACGUUAAAGAUAGGUACAGUUUUCUGGGCCAACCCUUCUGUGUGUAUUUAUAUCCUGAAUCGAACCACCCCCCACAUUGUUUCCUUUUGUCUGCACCCUAUUUUAAUCGAGGAAAUUAUGGGUUUUUUCUUUCUUCUUCUUAUUCUUCAUUGAGGGUUUGCUUUUCCAACACGGUUUUGAUUUCUCCAUUUGAUGCUCUGAUUUUAUACCUCGUCUUUUUGGGGUUCUCUCUGUUUUUGUCCUUUUUUUUUAAAAAAAAAAACUGUUAUUUUUGUGACUGUUGGAUCUGAUUAGGGUUUUGAUUUUUGGAGUGACGGGGUUGUGAUUUUAGGUGGAUUUAUUGCAGUUAUCGAUCUGGGUUUUGUUUUUUCGGAGAUGGAAAGAAGGAAGAAGCUGCAGCAGUGUCAAGGGGUUAGCUAGAUUUUUGUUUUAUUUUUUAUUUUUAACUUGCUGGGUCGUUUUUUUCUCUCUUUGUCGUUAUUCAUUUUAGAGAGAGAAAGUGUGUGGGAAAGGGGAAUAAAGGGAAAAUAAGAUAGAAACUUCUUUUGCUUGCCCCCAUUGGAUUCCCACUUUGGUUUUGUUUAUAUAUUUGUUUUGGGUUUUCUUUUUGGGGUUUCAAUAAUCUUGAAGAAGAGAAAGAAAUAUAGAAGAAGAAAUGGCGAAUCGAUGGUGGGCUGAAAACAUACCCACCACCACAGAUAGCAGCACCAGCAACCCUUAUUCGACUCCAUUAAAGCAAAGCUUAGAAGUUGCUGAUGAAGAGAACAACUCCGGUAGUCAUGAAAGAGCCGAACCAGGCACUAGUUCAAGCACGCGCCGCCCUCGUGGCCGGCCGCCGGGAUCUAAGAACAAGCCGAAGCCACCGGUGGUGGUCACUAAGGAGAGCCCCGAUGCCCUUCGGAGCCACGUUUUGGAAAUUGGUAGCGGCAGCGACAUCGUUGAAAGCAUCUCGAACUUUGCCCAGCGCCGGCAGCGAGGAGUUUCGGUUCUCGGUGGAAAUGGGGUUGUUGCCAAUGUUACUCUCCGGCAUCCGGGUGCCUCUGGCGGUGUUAUUACGCUACAGGGUCGAUUUGAUAUAUUGUCGCUCUCUGGUGCUUUUUUGCCUGCCCCAGCUCCACCGGGUGCUACUGGAUUAACUGUCUACUUAGCUGGCGGGCAGGGGCAGGUGGUUGGUGGCAUUGUCGUCGGUGCACUCGUGGCAACCGGUCCAGUUAUUGUAAUCGCUGCCACUUUCACCAAUGCGACAUUCGAGCGCCUACCGCUAGAGGACGAGGAGGUUGCCGCCGGAGACAAGUCUGGAACUAGCCAGAACAAUUCAACAUCUCAGAGCAUGGGGGAGCAACAGCAACAGCAACAGCAGCCAUCUAUGGGAGUUUACAAUAUGACCCCAAAUUUGGUGACAAAUGGUCAGGUUUCUUCACAUGAGAUGAUUUGGAGUCUUCCGAGAGCCCCACCUCCAUUUUAAGAGAUUAGAGGGAGAGUAAGAGAGAAAGAAGAGGGAUAAGUAGGUGCUAGUUUUGUUUGAACUUUGAGAACCGAUCAAAUUUCUUUUUCUGCUAAACAUCUUGUCUAAUUAUCACAUAUAUAUAUAUAUAUAUCAAGUUGAGCUGGUAGGAUUUUGUUUGUUUAUACUUUGGUUUUCCUUUCUUUUUUCUUGUUGAAACUCAUUUCUCUUUUGUAAUGUUGUGUUGUGUCAUAUGAGAAUAACUAUGAUCAUAUGGGGAUUUUUCUUUCUAUAUGUAUAAUUUCUAAUUCUAAUCUUUGGUC
This is a messenger RNA of Cucumis sativus (cucumber), 2635 nucleotides long. RefSeq names its product AT-hook motif nuclear-localized protein 15. The coding region runs from base 1524 to 2333 and encodes 269 amino acids. NCBI's taxonomy places the organism in Eukaryota, Viridiplantae, Streptophyta, Magnoliopsida, Cucurbitales, Cucurbitaceae. Gene Ontology annotation, molecular function: minor groove of adenine-thymine-rich DNA binding; DNA-binding transcription factor activity. Gene Ontology annotation, cellular component: nucleus. The transcript has a single exon. The record is from RefSeq and is a predicted model, not a curated record.